Molecule: messenger RNA, 747 nt
Organism: Carassius carassius (crucian carp)
Lineage: Eukaryota; Metazoa; Chordata; Actinopteri; Cypriniformes; Cyprinidae
Product: fucolectin-like
Exons: 5
Coding region: 1-747 (248 amino acids)
Source: RefSeq, a predicted model, not a curated record
AUGGGUAGAGGUCACCAAUAUCUGGUAGACUGGGAGGGUUAUGGUCUGGAGGAGAGAUGCUGGAUUCUGGCUUGCAAUAUUCUGGAUCGCGCUCUCAUCGAUCAGUUUAAUCAGCAUCAUGAGAAUGUGGCAUUAAAAGGGACAGCUGUACAGUCAUCCACAUAUUCCACUUGGGGAGCUGCAAACGCCAUCGACGGCAUCAGAUACGCUCCAUUUCCAGGCUCAACCUGCUCCCACACAGGUAACGAGCUCAGCCCGUGGUGGAGGCUGGACCUGCUGGAUUCUUACUACAUUUACAAAGUGACAGUCACCAACAGAGGCGACUGCUGUCCGGAGCGAACGACUGGAGUAGAGAUCCGCAUCGGAAACUCUCUGGAAAACAAUGGCAACAACAAUCCCAGAUGUGGUGUCACUUCAUCUUUCCCAGUAGGCAGUUCUGUCAGUUUCUCUUGCGGGGGAAUGGAAGGUCGUUAUGUGAACAUGUACAUUCCUAACAUCCAGGCGGUUCUCUCGCUGUGUGAGGUGGAGGUUUAUGCAACAGCCAAGAAGCAGGUGAUCCGAGUGCAGGUGAAAGCUGCUGAGAAUGAGGAAGAAGCUGAACUGAAGGAGCUUGUCUUAAACAAGUUAAAUCAGACGCUGAGCGAUCAGGACGUCAUACUGACAUGGAGGACGCAACCCAACGGGAAAGUCUUCCAGAAGAACAGGACUGUAUUGAAACAAUCUCCUGUUUGUUCUUCUUUGAAGUGA